AUGUCGUCCUCUUCAGAAACAUCACCGGAUACCAUCAUGGUAUCGGCAGAACAGCGAUCCGAAGCCCCCCACAACAGUGACACCGUCCCGGUCGAGGCACCUGCUGGGGGCAAUCAGAAUGUGCCGAAGCCGAAGAGGCUGGCAUGCCAGCUCUGCCGCAAGAGAAAGCUGCGGUGUGACGGCCUUAAGCCCAGCUGCAGCACGUGUGCACGCCUCGGUCACAAGUGUGUCUACGAUGAGGUCCGCAGGAAGAGCGGCCCGAAAAGGGGCUAUGUGAAGGCGUUGGAGGAGAGGCUGAAGCAAGUCGAGACCUUGUUAAAAAACCAGGAACUGUCGUCUGCAUCAAAUGCGGACGGAAAAGGGUUGGGCCUGGGUGUCAACAACAUAGCGACACCAUCUCCGAAUCAACGACCGGCUGGAACUCCAAACUUCGGAGUGACGGACCCGGCACUCGGGAUGUCCAACAGUCCAGGUAUGGACCGCUGGCGCUUCGCUGGCAACUCUCCCCAUGCUCCUGAAGAUUUUAACUUCAGCGGGAACGUGGAUAUGGGGUUGGGUGUGGACCCCAACCUCACCAUGGAGAUGAUCAGCCUGGGUUUGGAGGAGCCGUUGCCCACACAAGAGACCAUCGAUGAGCUACACCAAAUCUACUUCGAAAAGAUCCAUCCCUCGGUCCCUAUGAUCCACAGGUACCGCUAUCUCGCAGCCAUGAACCUGGCCCCAACACAACGGCCUCCCGUGUGCCUGCGUUACGCCAUGUGGACGCUGGCUUGUUCGGUCUCGGAGAAUUUGCAUACUCUUAAAGACCUCUUCUACCAACGGGCUCGCAAGUACCUCGAAUCUGACUACAUUAAGGGGUACGGAGAGCACAUGAUCUCUGUUGCCCAUGCCCAAACCCAUAUCCUGCUUGCCGUGUACGAGUUUAAAUGGAUGUACUUCCCUCGUGCUUGGAUGAGCACUGGGUCUGGUGUUCGAUUGGCACAGAUGAUCGGUCUUCAUCGUGUCGAUGGAGCUGGCCUUGAUGUUAAGCAAUGUCUACCCCCAGCACGAGACUGGACUGAGAGGGAAGAGCGGAGGAGAACGUUUUGGAUGGCCUUUUGCCUGGAUCGCUUCGCCAGCAUCGGCACCGGCUGGCCCCUGAUGAUUGAUGAGAAGGACAUCUCGACGAACCUACCCACUUCUGAAGAAGCAUUCGAGCUCAGCCGGACUGAGCAAACGUCGACACUGGAAGAUGCCAUGACGCCAGCGGGCGCAGGAAGGCUGUCGCCAUUUGGCAGCGUAGUACUCAUGGCUUGCUUAUUUGGCCGGAACUUGAUGCACCUGCACCGUCCCAAUGCCGAUGAUCGCGACGAUGACCUGAACGGCGAGUUCUGGAAGCGGCACAGGCAGAUGGACAAUAUACUGCUCAACACUUCGUUGUGCUUGCCGUCGUCGCUGAAGUUGCCGAAUGGCCUGGGCAAUCCCAACGUUGUGUUCACAAACAUGUGCAUCCACACUUCAACCAUCUGCUUGCACCAAGCUGCCAUCUUUAAGGCGGAUAAGAACCGUCUGCCGGCUUCUGUCAGCUCAGAAAGCAAAGUUCGUUGUAUCACUGCCGCGAACGAGAUCGCAAGCAUCAUGAGGAUGAUUUCGCAUCUCGAUCUCUCAUCGAUGAACCCCUUUAUUGCCUUCUGUCUCUACGUCUCUGCGCGAGUGUUCAUUCAAUAUCUCAAGAGCAGACCAGACGACAGCAAAACAGCUGACUCUUUGCGCUUCCUCCUCUCCGCCAUGAACGCCCUCAAGAGGCGAAACCCACUUACUGAGUCUUUUCUGGUCCAGUUGGACGUUGACCUCGAGGCUCUUGGUGUUCGCAUUCCUAAACUUAGAAAUGCCUUCCCGCGCAGCACCGACAGCCCAAGCUCACCAAAUCAAAUGCCACCAGGCCUGGCAAACCGGUCCAAGAAUCCAGGUAUCUUCGGCUACAGCAACGAAUGCCAUUACAUGAAAGUGCCAAACGAUGACGGCAACCCGGCGACUGCCCCAGACCUGAUCGAGGUCGACCCGGUCGUUGUGCCCGACCAUGGCUUUCCUUCUCCAAACAUGCCACAUCACCACCAGCCAUCAACCACAACCCUUCCGACUCGCGAACGAAGCCAAACCGCUUCCUCUUUCUUGUCCACCCAUCAUAACAUGAUGCACCCGUCUCAGUAUCCGAGCUUCAUCCCCGACUUGGACACGGCAGCCACUUCCGGCACCGACUUAGGCGCGGCAAAUACUCCGGAUGGCCCAUCUUCCUCAUCGUCGAAUCGCCCUACCCCAGGAUCAAGCACAACAGCUUCUGAGCAUCACCCGCAACACGGCCACACGCUCACGCCUGGGAGUAACCUCCCCGCAACCAACGGUUCAGCCAGGACAUCCUCUUUCGACACCAGCCCCGCGCUUGUUAACACCGCUGGGCCAACAACCGCCAGUAGUUCGGCGACGGCUGUUCCGACUACCACGAGUGAGCUUAACAGGAGCAUUGAGGCGUUUUUCAGCAACGAUCCGUCUGCAGCGUUCGGGAAUGGGGACACUCGCGGGGCGAAUGGCGCUGCUGCGGGUGGUGCUGGUGGUUGGCCGGAUAUGACGGCCGGGACGGGGGUUGCCGAGGGAAUGUUGCGGUCGAUGAUUGGUAUGGAGGGGAUUGAAAUUUCUUGGGAUGGGAGUUAG
Molecule: messenger RNA, 2688 nt
Organism: Thermochaetoides thermophila DSM 1495
Lineage: Eukaryota; Fungi; Ascomycota; Sordariomycetes; Sordariales; Chaetomiaceae
Exons: 7
Coding region: 1-2688 (895 amino acids)
Biological process (GO): regulation of DNA-templated transcription; DNA-templated transcription
Cellular component (GO): nucleus
Molecular function (GO): DNA-binding transcription factor activity, RNA polymerase II-specific; DNA binding; zinc ion binding
Source: RefSeq, a predicted model, not a curated record